Messenger RNA from Dentiscutata heterogama, 1482 nucleotides. NCBI's taxonomy places the organism in Eukaryota, Fungi, Glomeromycota, Glomeromycetes, Diversisporales, Gigasporaceae. The record is from the annotation of a GenBank genome assembly.
AUGCCUACUGAAGCUUCUACCUCUAGAGACUCUUAUUAUUCGUCUUUAUUCGACGAAUAUAUCGCUGCUUCACCACGUGAAUCGACAUGGAGUCAUAGUACGAUAAAUUCUGUUAAAAAACGACCCUCGCUUAACUUGCAUCUUCGCGAUACUAGCAUAAGCAGUCUAAAACGGCAACCAUCGUUUGAUUGUCCUACUCCUGCAUUAUCUUCACUUAAAAAUACUCCUAAUUAUUCUAAUCCGAUUAAUUCAGUAUUUCAUUAUACUGCUAACGGUAUUCAUUCUCCUCCUCCUCCUCCCAGUCCGUAUGUUUUUACUCAUUAUAGUUCAUACAAUAAUACUGGAACUAAAAACAGUAAUGGUGGUAUUGGAGAAGGAACUAAAAACAGUAAUGGUGUUAUUGGAGAAAGAACAAACGGAUUGACUGUACCUAAUGAAUAUUUAAGAGAAAGUAGUAGAAGUAGAACUCCCUCUCUUUCUGGGAGUAGUAUUGAAGAUCGAAGUGAAAGUCGUAAUCACAGUCAUAUAAAAAAUUCAUCCAGUAGUGAUGAGAAUGUACUACCAAAACAUUCUAUUUCACGACAACAAAAUUCCUCUAAUGUUCAUCCAGGAUCCUUAAAGGCUUCUUACUCACAUAUUUUACAACGAAGAAAACUUAAAUGGGAUGCAGUAUUAAAUGAAAAUGGAGGAUUAAUACCCAGUAAAUGUUCUAAAAUGAAGAGAUAUGUUCGUAAAGGAAUUCCACCGUCACUUCGAGGAAGGGCAUGGUUUCAUUAUAGUGGUGCUGAAGCCAAUAUGAAAAGUCAUUCGGAUCUUUACCGACAACUUGUGCUAAAAACUCAAGAUCCUGGAUUGGAAAACGAAUAUUUUGAAGUGAUCGAAAGAGACAACGUUCCAAUUAUUCAAUCCCUUCGUCGUGUUCUCACAGCUUUUGCUCUACAUUCCCCCCAUAUCGGUUAUUGUCAAUCCCUUAACUAUAUAGUUGGGAUUCUUUUGUUAUUUAUGGAAGAAGAGAAAGCAUUUUGGAUGCUAGUGACUAUUAUUCACGAUUAUUUACCAGAGAACAUGUACGAUGUCACAAUGGAAGGUUCAAAUGUCGAUCAGGCCGUUCUCAUGUCACUUAUUAUGAGAAAAAUGCCUGAUAUUUGGAAUAAAAUGAAUGGAGGUGCUAAUAUUGAUAUAGAGAAAUCGGAUGGUAAUAUGCCAACAAUUACUCUAGUAACUAGUCAUUGGUUCUUAACCCUUUAUAUCAAUAUUUUACCAAUUGAGACAUUACUCAGAGUUUGGGAUUGUUUCUUCUAUGAAGGCAACAAAAUACUUUUCCGUGUUGCAUUAGCAAUACUCAGAUUAAAUGAAGAAAAGAUCAUGGCAGUAGAUGAUCCCAUGGAAAUAUUUCAGGUAGUUCAGGAUAUUGAUCGGCGUCGAGAACUUUUCCGUGAACGACGGAAAAAGCGGGUAGGAACCAUGUUGUCUAAACAUUAG